AUGAACGGACAUCACACGGCCAGACCCCUCAGACCGGGCAUCAACGUGCCUAUGGUCACCAUCUUUGAUCCCGAAACUGAAGAUGUCGAUGUCAAGGCGGUCGCAAAGCACGCUGUCAGACUUGCUAAGGCUGGCCUGUCCUCCAUUACCUGCCAAGGAUCAAACGGCGAAGCAGUACAUCUCACCAAAGAGGAGCGGAUAUUGGUGACGAGCACUACUCGCAAAGCACUGGAUGAAGCUGGAUUCUCAGAUAUGCCGAUCGUCGUCGGUUGUGGAGCUCAGUCGGUGCGAGAGACGAUUGAUUUUUGCCGAGAUGCCUACCAGGCCGGUGGUGAUGCUGCUCUGGUCUUGCCCCCUUCAUACUACAAGACGGCAUACAAGCCCGAGUCAUUUGUCGAGUUCUUUGAGGGUGUUGCAGAUGGCUCACCGAUCCCCAUUCUCAUUUACAACUACCCAGGAGCAGCCGCUGGUGUGGAUCUUGACUCGGACACCAUUAUUAAAUUGGCCAAGCAUCCCAACAUCCGCGGUUGCAAGCUCACUUGCGGGAACACUGGCAAAUUGAACCGGAUUGCACACGCAGUGAAUGCCGCCAAACCGAACGACCUUGGAUCAGGCUGGUUGUGCUUGGGUGGCUCGGCGGAUUUCACUCUGCAAACGCUGAUUGCUGGUGGCUCAGGCAUUAUCACCGGCUUGGGCAAUGUUGCGCCUAAGGCCUGCGUCAAGGUUUACGACCUGUAUGCACAAGGCAAAGUGGAGGAAGCCCAGAAGCUGCAGGCAAUUGUGGCGCGAGGCGACUGGGGAGUCAUUGCCGGUGGAAUCUCGGGGACCAAGAGUGCGAUGCAGUCAUAUUUUGGGUAUGGAGGCUACGCCCGGCGGCCACUGCCUAAGCCGACCAAGGUUGAGGUGGCUAAAUGGGAAGAGAUGUUGAAGGAGGUUGUCGAGUUGGAGAACUCACUGUAA
Fonsecaea erecta is the source of this 960-nucleotide messenger RNA. RefSeq lists its product as hypothetical. The record is from RefSeq and is a predicted model, not a curated record. Bases 1 to 960 code for a protein of 319 amino acids. NCBI's taxonomy places the organism in Eukaryota, Fungi, Ascomycota, Eurotiomycetes, Chaetothyriales, Herpotrichiellaceae. Gene Ontology annotation, molecular function: 4-hydroxy-tetrahydrodipicolinate synthase activity. The transcript has a single exon.